Dermacentor albipictus is the source of this 3483-nucleotide messenger RNA. Its product is annotated as tubulin-folding cofactor B-like. Gene Ontology annotation, cellular component: cytoplasm; microtubule plus-end; nucleus. The record is from RefSeq and is a predicted model, not a curated record. Gene Ontology annotation, molecular function: alpha-tubulin binding; microtubule plus-end binding. Gene Ontology annotation, biological process: tubulin complex assembly; cytoplasmic microtubule organization; post-chaperonin tubulin folding pathway. NCBI's taxonomy places the organism in Eukaryota, Metazoa, Arthropoda, Arachnida, Ixodida, Ixodidae.
AAAACGUGCCGCGUAGCCGUGAAACGUGACACACAGGUCCCGUUUUAAGUUUCUGCGGAGGGACGCCGCGAUGUCAACUCUGCUUCAUUACGUAUUUCGAUUUACGAGAGGCUUUUGACCGGCGUUCCAGGUCUAAAACUAGCAAAUGCGAUGCCUCGGAGCCUGCUGGCCUCUUCAUUUCCCGUGCUUUCUCAGGCAAUCCGGGCAACACACAGCGUUCACAAUGUCCGAGAGAGGCGAUGCUGCGCCGGCCUUUGUCAAGCUGAUCGUCAGAACCGAGGGGAGCCAGAUCUUCUCGGAGCGCAAGUUUCCUGUCACAAACACAAUUCGAGAGAUCAAAGAGAAGCUCGAACUCCUCACAGGUGCAUCUGCCAGCUCUAUGAGGCUGGAGCUGCGUGACUCAGGAGAUGCAAACAUCAUCAAGAACCUGACGGACGAUGAUGGUGCAUGUCUCAGUGCGUACCCCAUCUGCGACGGCCUCAUACUGCACGUUUCCGAUCCACUGAUGAACACCGAUGAAUUUAAGGACCUCUCAAAAGUGCCGAAGGUGCAGCUUUCCGAGGAGGCCUACAAUCGACGCAACAACACAGCACGAGCGUUCCUGCAGAAGAAUGGGCUCGGCCGUUACAACGAGGAUGCACAGGAAAUGGCUCGCAAGUUGGAAGAAGAGAAAGCGCGCAAACAGAAGGAAAUAUUCAAGGUCAUUCACGUUGGGAAUCGUUGUGAAGUGGUCGGCAUAGCCGGCCAGCCAAGGCGGCGUGGGACUGUCGCCUAUGUCGGCGAGGUCGACUUCAAGCCGGGCGUCUGGGUCGGCGUCCGCUAUGACCUUCCGUUGGGCAAGAAUGACGGCAGCGUUGCGGGGAAGCGUUACUUCGAGUGCCCCCCCAAGUACGGCGGUUUCGUGCGCCCCUCUGACCUCAUGCUCGGAAACUUCCUGCCCGAGGGCGACUGCACCGAUGGCGGCGACAUAGACCCCGAUGAAGAACUGUAGUGGAAAGCACCACGUAGUUCACACGCGCCUUUUUGCUUGUAGUCUGUUUUUACACUACUUUGUAAAUUUUUUUGAACGGGAUUUUCCAUUUCUGCUCACUCUAUUGCGCAUAGUAUGCGUCAGGUUUGAGGAGGGCAAGAAACUCACCAGGGAGAAUAACUGCAGAGUUACACGAAGGUUCGUUUUGUUUAGAGCAAGGCACUACUGCUGUAAAAGAGGUGGGAGGACUUGGCCAGUCCGUUUCAAACAAAGUGAAUCUUGGAUGAAAUUUCAUGUUUUUAAAAGAAAAGAUGCUCAUUGAACUAGGUGACCAGUGCUUUUGUGCUUUCAGAGCCAGUGGCUGUUACAAAAUAAGGAGUUUUAGGGUAGCUGGUGAGCACAGCGUUGUAGGAAUGAAGCUGUUCCCUUUUAUGAAUUGUUAAUAAUAUUAUUAAUAUUACUUUAAUCGAUUGUGGCGUAAGCAAGAAAAAAGAAAAGUAACUUCAGAAGCACGGAAUUGCGCUGUUGCGCUUAAACGUGGAGGCUGUUCUGCUGAACCUGUUGUGGAACCUGCUUCACACUUUUCACAGUUAACAGCGCAGGUGAUUGAUCAAGUUUUCUGCAGCAUAAACUAGGGAGGUGAAGCGAUGCACUUCUAACCCAAUCUUGAUAUUGCAGGAGUUCAACGUUUGUAUAUUUAAUUAGAAAAAUGUAUUCCAAUAUUGCUCCUAAUGGAGCUGUCAAUCAGUUAUAAGACUCGUCUGUAUGCUUUAAUGCAAGACUUCGGAGGAAGGUUUAGCGUGCGGCCAACUCAGAUUUCACUAUUCUAAUGCUACAGGUGAAAUGCAGAGAUGUUUUAAUUACGCAACUGCUUAACCGAUGUAAAUGAAAUUUUCGCACUUUAGAGAGCCAUAUUCUGCCAGUUGGAAUUAGAAUUGUGCUUCACGGCCUCAGAUAUCUUGCAGGGACUGCAGAAAAUUAGUAAAUUUCAACAAAAUUGAGGCGCGAAGCUUACAACUCUGUCUGCAACAGAAAUAAAAAAAGAAUGUUCCUCUUAAGCUGCUAUGAGCACUUGAAUACUAAUGAAGUGUGAUGGAGUACCUGUGGUGGUAUAGUUGAACCUUGAUAUAAUGAGUAUAGAUAUAUGAAUGUUUAAAUAUAACAAAGUAAAUCUAAAAUUGGUUUAGCCAUGCUUCAUAUUGGUUUGUAUUUUGGUACUUUAAUGAAACUGAAAAUGUGGAAUCCAAGAUAGCAUUGGUUACAGCAAAGCAGAUAUUCAUUCACUCAGCACCUCAAUGUAUGUGUUUUGGUAGCGAAAAUGUCAAAUACAUAGUUGGCAAGAGCGCCUUGAAACGGUACAUUCCGUACGCGCAUGCAUGUUUUGGCCAAUGGCUUGGCCUCGCCGGCCCAAUGUGCUGAUCCUGUGCGACCACACCGAUCGCACGGCAUUGUAAAGCAAGUUUCUAAUUUAGCUUUGUUGGCAUGACUCGUAUCUGCACGGCAAGCCAUUGACGAUCUUCUGUCUAAAUUGGCAGGAGGCCCUUUGAUGGCCUGUCAGAGGCGCCGUGCUUUCAUUCUUUUGCAUGGACCUAAUGGCAAUUUUUUUAUGCCGAUACCAGUGGAUGCGUUUAUAACGAAUGUCGGAUAUAACGAAAUAUUUCUGUGUCACACACGAAUUUGUUGAGAAUCGAGUGUCAAUUUGCUCUGAUGUAGCAAAGUGACCUUUCAAGAUAGCUGAAUUCCAAAGUGAUUGGCUUGUAACGGCCCACUCGAAUGGACACUCUUUAUGGCCUGGCACAAUCGGCGACUGCUGGAAUUGUUUAGCCGCUGUGAUUGUCACUACGCUUGCACUCGUUAAGUUUUCAUUUUUGAGCACAUCUUAGGUUUGUUACUGGACUUCUGUAAAUUGACUCCUUUUUUUUUUUGACCGAUUACACUGCAGAUUUCUCACUGUUAUGUGCAUCUCUUGUACGAGCUUGUUGCCGUCGUACGUUGCACUUGUGUAGGUUUGCGUGAUGAAAGCGCUCGAUUUACCGUAGAGUUUCAUACAAAUGCUACACGUACAAUAGCCUGGUGCUGCGACUGUUUGUGAGCGCGGCGGUGAGGCAAGGCAUGCACACUUUAAUCAGUUUCAUACGAUUACUAGAGGGAAAUGUGGCGCUCUAGUGUAUACGGGAGCUGCAUGCAGGACAGUUAAGCCAGCGUGGGAGAAUGACGAUUGGUACGUGAAUUUGCCUAAACAUCGUUCUUCUGGCUUUAAACAGCUUCAUAGCUUUGCAACCUGAUCAUUUUCAAGAAAUACUGCAUUAUGAAUAACUAAGCAAACAUUAAAAUUGUCUGAGGGCAGGAUUUGAACACCGGACCUCUAGCACAGAAGUCCGAUAUUGAGAGCAUUACGCCACAGACGCAUGGACAAGUGGAACCAUUGACGAGUGCCAGUUUUCUUCAUUCGUGCUGACAUUGUACAAAACCACUCGCACUGACAGUGUAAAGAAUUUUUUUUUUCACAGAGA